AUGUCUUCAAAAUAUCUCUCAAUUCUCAACAUCAUCAUCUUCAUCACAUCUCUCUUCACUUUCUUAUACAUAAUCACUUCUUCAUUCUCUUCACCAUCUCUUCAAACCUCAAAAUCUCUCGCAAUAAAUUCCCACUUUGAAUUUUGUCCAACAAACUUCACAAACUAUUGUCCAUGUGAAGACCCCAAAAGACAGAAAAAAUUUCCCAACAAAAAAUGGUUUAGGAAAGAACGUCACUGUCCAAAAUCAAAUGAGAGAUUAAAGUGUCUUAUCCCUAAACCAAAAGGGUAUCAAAAACCAUUUCAUUGGCCUAAGAGUAAGGACAAUGCAUGGUUUAGUAAUGUUCCUUUUACUAAGCUUGUGGAAUAUAAAAGGUUGCAAAAUUGGAUUAGAUUGGAGGGUGAUAGGUUUGUGUUCCCUGGUGGUGGUACUUCUUUUCCUGAUGGUGUUGAGGGUUAUGUUGAUGAUUUGAAGAAGCUUCUUCCUGUGAGUUUGGAUUCUGGAUGGAUUAGAACUGUUCUUGAUGUUGGAUGUGGGGUUGCAAGCUUUGGAGCAUCUUUAAUGGAGUAUGAUAUAUUAACAAUGUCAAUAGCACCAAGUGAUGAACAUGAGGCUCAAGUGAUGUUUGCACUUGAAAGAGGACUUCCUGCUAUGCUUGGAGUAUUCAGCACUCAUAGGCUGACAUUCCCUUCAAAUUCAUUUGAUAUGGCUCAUUGCUCUAGAUGCCUUGUCCAAUGGACUGCUUAUGAUGGACUAUACCUAAAAGAGAUUGACAGGAUUUUGAGACCUGGUGGAUUUUGGGUACUUUCUGGUCCACCAAUAAAUUGGAGAGUAAACUAUAAAGCAUGGAAGACAGAGGCAACAGUGUUGGAAGAACAACAGAAGAGUUUAGAGGAACUUGCAAUUCAAAUGUGUUGGGAAAAAGUUGUUGAGGGAGGACAAUUUGCUAUAUGGCAAAAACCUAUAAAUCAUAUCAAAUGCAAACAGAAUUUGAACUCAACAAAGUUUUGUAAUUCAUCUGACCCUGAUGAUGGAUGGUAUACAGAAAUGACAGCAUGCAUUUUUCCUCUUCAACAAGUGAAAAAUCUCGACGAAAUCUCCGGCGGCGCUCUUGAAAAAUGGCCUAUGAGAUUGAAUGUUGCACCACCAAGGUUAAGAAAUGAAGGUGCAACACUUGAAAGAAUGUAUAGUGAAGAUAAUAGGAUAUGGAGAAAGAGAGUAUCUAAUUAUGAAGUGAUGUUGAAAUCAUUGUCUUCUGGUAGAUAUAGAAAUGUAAUGGACAUGAAUGGUGGAUUUGGUGGAUUUGCAGCUGCAAUGGUCAAAUAUCCAGUUUGGGUUAUGAAUGUUGUUCCAUUUGAUGCAAAAACUGAUUAUCUUGCUGUUAUCUAUCAAAGAGGACUUAUUGGAACUUACAUGGAUUGGUGUGAGCCUUUUUCAACUUAUCCAAGAACAUAUGACUUAAUACAUGCUUCUGGCAUAUUCAGUAUGUAUAUGAACAAGUGUGACAUUAGUGAUAUUGUUAUUGAGAUGCAUAGGAUUGUUAGACCAGAAGGAAGUGUUAUUAUUAGAGAUGAUAAAGAUGUAAUUCUAAAAGUAAAAGAAAUAACAGAUAGAAUGAGAUGGGAAGGAACAAUACUAGAAGUUGAUGGUGAUGACAAUGGAUCUUCUCACACAAAAAUGAUUAUGGUUUUCAACAAUACAAAGUAUUAA
Molecule: messenger RNA, 1710 nt
Organism: Lathyrus sativus (Indian pea)
Lineage: Eukaryota; Viridiplantae; Streptophyta; Magnoliopsida; Fabales; Fabaceae
Source: the annotation of a GenBank genome assembly